Messenger RNA from Bombus pascuorum, 4898 nucleotides. RefSeq names its product inactivation-no-after-potential D protein (gene inaD). The transcript has 8 exons. Gene Ontology annotation, molecular function: protein binding. Lineage: Eukaryota; Metazoa; Arthropoda; Insecta; Hymenoptera; Apidae. The record is from RefSeq and is a predicted model, not a curated record. The coding region runs from base 52 to 942 and encodes 296 amino acids.
ACCAAUACAUUGAAAUUUUCUAAUAUCUAGGGCCAGUACGGACUGGGUAUAAUGAUCAUCGAGGGAAAACACGCGGAAGUUGGACAAGGUAUAUUCAUCUCAGACAUUCAAGAAGGCAGUGCUGCAGAGCAGGCUGGUUUGCAAGUGGGUGACAUGAUCCUCGCUGUCAAUAUGGACUGUUUGCUGGGCUCUACUUACGACGAGGCCACGAGUCUUUUAAAAAAAGCAGAGGGCGUUGUAACGCUUACAGUAUGCAAUCCUAAUCAAAGCAAAGUCGCGAAAGAAGAAGAAGAUAAGGCAAAGGGCAUUAUUCCUGAACCUGAACCGCCAAAGGAGCCGGAGAAACCACCAGAACCAGAAGCACCGCAAGAUCCAAAAGAUUGCAAGAUUGUGGCUGGCAGAGAUACGACGAUAGAAUUCCAGAAAGACAAGGACAAAGGCAUUGGCUUCAUUAUAGCUGGUGGUUCCGACACGCCAUUGAAAGGAGUGUUCAUCGUCGAAGUAUUUCCAGACGGAGCAGCCCAUAAGGAUGGACGACUGCAAGCUGGAGAUCAGAUACUCGAAAUGUGUAGUCAGAGCUUCAAGGAGAUGGAACAUGAUAACGCUCAUGCUGCCGUAUUGAAAGCUUCUGGAACUAUCAUAAUGGUGGUGCAUCGACACGAGAAAGGUGAAGAGGAAAUCGACGUUGAAUUGCAGAAGAAGUCGGGCAAAGGAGCUGGUCUCUGUUUGACAGGAUACAAGAGUGGAAAAGGAGCAUAUGUAUCAGACUUGUUACCCGGUGGUAGCGCUUUGGAAAGCGGGAAGAUUUGCAAAGGCGAUCGAGUGGUGGCAGUCGGUGGCCAAGACGUCCGCGAAGCUCCAGUAGAGGAUAUCGCGGUUCACGUGAAAGUUUCCAACCCGGUGCAAUUGAAACUGGCUAGGUUCAAGUCCGCUAAGCAAUGACAGGGUUCUGCAGGCGGAACUCAGAAAGCAAGAAUUCGGGCGGCAAUCCCCACCAGACACCAUGGAUUCUAGUGUGAUAUAACUGACUAUACCAAAGUAACUAUAAAUACCGUUUACCGUAUAAGUAAUGCUAAUUCUAGAAGAACAAGUGAAACCAAAGGAAACGCGAUCUAUAAAUACAGUUACGUAUGUACGUUGUAACUGUAUACACGAUCCGAAUAUUUCGGAUUUUGUCUAGUUAAAUGAUAAUCCAGGCCCAGACGCUUCGAGCGUCUUACACGCGAUUUUAUAGAACACGCUCUGUCUCGAUUACCAAAUAUCGAUGCGUUUGCGCGAUUAUUAUCGACGAUUCGAAAAAGAAUUCCGUCUGCCACGGCUGAACAUCCGGCGAGUAGUUAACACGAAUAUCUCGCGACACCCGUUAUAUACACUUAUUAGAAUUAACGACACAGAAGAGUAUUUAUGCAGUUAGAGCGAUACUAUAUAUUGUAAUAGCCACGUGGACGUAUAUCACGGUGAAAUGUUUGGCAAGAGGGGUGGAAACUCGCGAAAAAUAUAUAAUAUUCGAAAUAAUUUGAUCGAUUUUCCAAAAUAAAAUAAGAUAAUUCCAUAAGAUUCGUUUCUCUGGACGCUCUACUUUUUAUCGAUUUUAUUACCGGAGAAGAUAAUUUAUGGAGAAUUCAUUUCGAUCGAUAUAAUCGACAUAAUCGUACAGCCUCGUAGACGAGGGUUCCAGGAAGAAGAUCGUAUUCUCGAUGGGGAUGGAAAUUCGAGAAGAAGAGUAUACAAUAAUAUAUAAUAUAUAAAUUAAGACGAAUGUAAACGAAGCUGUAUGAAGUAGGUUGAUAGAACUGAACGAUGAAAGGAAUAUUCUUCUUCGAGAUCCUUUAUCGAUAUUAUUCGAAUUUAUAGCAAUACUGCAAGAAUUUGUCUUUUCGAAACAGAUAGAAGGUCCAGAGAGAAACGGAGGAAAGUUACAUUGAAGAAAGCCAAAACUGAGAAAAAUCGAUCGAUUUGUUUUCAGGAAGUUUCUCCCUCUUCCCAAGCAAUUCGAACCGUGUCUUCAUACGAACAGAGAUAUCUCGCUUGUACGUUUCGUAUCACUUACGUUUAAGUUAGGCGACUUAGAGACUUAGGGUAGCGCACGAUCGCGCACGACAGACCGUCUGAAAACCAUGCGAGUUUCGAACCCUUUCGGGGCUCGUAAAAGAAAAGAUAAACGCGAAAAACUAACAUCUAAAAAUUCAUCAAAAAAUACAGAAUAAAGGAGAAAAACAAGUUCCAACUCCCAUCGAGUGAUCGCCGUUCGAUCUAACAAAGAACCUUAAUUUAACUCUCGAAAAAGAGAAAGAGAAUUGAUAGGUUCGAUGAAACGAACGCGAUCGAGCUUCGUUGCAUUUUUACGAUGUGGCAAUUUUUUCCAAGAAAAAGGCGAAGGAAUUUAAAAGAGACGACGAUGGACUUGUUGAGAAGCUAAACUGGCUUGUUGAUCGCGUAUAGUUCAAUUUAUCCUAUUAUCCUAGUCGUUAGCGUAGAUCUUCGAAGGCGCAAGCAAAGGAAAGCUGGAAAAUUUCAGCGAAGUAUGUACGUCGGAGUACGGAGAAAAAUGGUUCAGGAAAAUGUAUGACGAGACAUUUGCUCGCGAUUGCCGGUUUCGCGCGAACAUCUCCGCCCGAAUUUCAUUUCAGGCUACGAAUAUCGAACUUGACACGAUUCGAUUUCGUAUCGAAUUCGAUAUUUCAGCUUCUGGUUGGAUUCGAGUGGCGUAGAAUUUUACUUGCCUCGUACAGCAUGCGAACUUUUAGUGUUAGUUGCGCCAAAGUGUAUGUAUAGAUAGGGUGAUUCGUUUUUGAACGAUGAACGAACGAGAAGAGAAAUUGAACAUAAUUGGACACGCUCUUAGGGAAUUGGAUUAGCAUUGUUAGCGAAAUUUUGCAAAUUACGAAUUAUUUGAUUAUCCUAAAUGACGUUAAAUUAUGAAACUGUAAAAGGGUAAAAUAUGAUCUAUAGCAAGCGAUCUAUCGUUAAAUUGUUGCGCAAGAGGGUCCAAGUGAUGGGAUAUUAAAAUUAGUAAAAUAGAGAAACUAAAUCUUUAAUUUAAUAACUUUUUAAAUGAGUUCAACCGAUAACGAAAAUAAAUUCGACGAGAUUUAAUUUAACGAAGUACGAAAAUACCUAAGAAAAUAAAUAUUCAAUCCAGUUCUUCUAUUUAAAUUUCUUCCUUUAUUUAAGAAAUUUACAUUUCAGAUCUUUUACAUACUAUUUUUAUUACUAUUCUAGGAUUCUAAAACUUUUAAAAAUUUCACUAUAAUUUCUAAUAAAAGCGUAAUUAAAUACUCGUCCAAAUUUUCUUCCAACAGUUUAAUAAAUUAUCUCGAUGUUCAAUUGUACUGUGCGCUCUUGUGAGGUGCGUGGAAUCUAUUUGAAACGGAUCACCCUGUAGAUAUAUAACUAUCAGCGUAUGCACUGUAAAAGCUAGCUGUGUUCGUUGCUUUUGAUUUCGAUACACUACAUCGAAUUGAGAUAUCGAGGCCACGUUCUAGUAAGGUAGUCAAUGAAAUAGUAAAAACUCGUGGGAACGUUGGAUCGUACGCUGCGCGAAUUGUUGCUCGUAAAUGACGAAUACCUAUUUAUAUAUGCAUACAUAUGUACGCGAACGCGUAUAUUCCGACACUGUCGGUUAAGAAGUUUCACGUAAAUGGAUUGUAAUUUAUUGAACAUCGCAUCCGGUUUCCUAAGAUUAUUUUCUUCGCUUUGUUUGGCGGUGUUAUGGUAAUCGUUCUUCGUGACUGAUACAUUCUCAUAAUAAUCUGCAUAUUAUAGAGUUACCAAAAGCGAUAUUAUGUGCGCUGAAAUCGAGAACCGCGAAGCUUGAAGAUAUAGAAAUUUGAUAACUUCUGAAUCUACAAGUCGAGAAGAUUUCAUUUCAGAAUUUCACAACUCGAAAGUUUAAAAGAAGAGCGAAGAUUACAAAAUUUGAGAGAUUUGAAAAAUAAAAAGAUCCUAACGUUCUAAGAUUCUAAAGUCUGACAUUCUGUGAAUUUCAAGUUAGAAAUUUUUAAAUUGACGAAAUAGAAAAUAUCAACUACUCUACAUUUCUAUCGAGUUUCUGUCAAUUCGUAGUUCGCGACUAAAUUGAAGACCCUCGAAUUUCGUUAACAAUCGACCAUUCCAAACUUCUGACCAACCAGUGUCGGUAUACGCGCCUAGGCUCAUAAUCGCAAUCGCUUUUCUUAUCGACACGGAUCGAAAUCAAAGGUAAUUCGCAAGGAUAACCGUUGUACCAAGCAUUCGUGAUCGUUCGUUCUGUUGGCACGUUGCAAAACGACGUCCUGCCACGAUGGCGAGGCAUCGAUUGUAAAAAAAAAAGAAAAGAAAAAUAACAGAAGAGAAGAACAAAAAGAGAUGGCGUAACCGUUAUGAAAAAAGCGUGAACGUAUUUGUUGUCGACGAUCGAACGAAAGAGAGAAAGAGAGUGUGUGUGAGAGAAAGAAAGGAAGAAAGUAAAAGAGCACGAGAAUGAGAGAGAUUAGAGAAGCUUAAUGCUAAUUAUAAUAUAUUUGCAGAUUAAAUAGAUUCGGGAUACUAGUUAGUAUCCCGAAACGCCUUCGAAAUUCGGGGAGCAAUACAAUCGAGCCACUUUUACAGUCAACGACUCGAAUUAUUAAUUAUUAUGAUUAUUCUCGCCAUUAUUAUCGUCAUUAUGAAUUAUUAUCACGGUUAUUAUGAUUACUAAUAUUAUUACGACGAGAUUAUUCUAAUUCCUGUUAUCGCAUACACCGAUCAUUGUAGCGCGGCACUCUUAUCGAUGGUCACGAGGAGGAAACAUAACAAAACAAACAAAAAUAAAACAAAAAAAAAAAAAAGAAAGGACGUAAGAAAUCCGAUUAUUAUAGAACGCGAACAAGCAGAUCGAGAUCUAUUAAAAUGCAUUGAUUGCAAAAGUUGCAGUAUAA